This is a messenger RNA of Eucalyptus grandis, 597 nucleotides long. RefSeq names its product major allergen Pru ar 1-like. Gene Ontology annotation, molecular function: abscisic acid binding; protein phosphatase inhibitor activity; signaling receptor activity. The coding region runs from base 1 to 597 and encodes 198 amino acids. The record is from RefSeq and is a predicted model, not a curated record. Gene Ontology annotation, cellular component: nucleus; cytoplasm. Gene Ontology annotation, biological process: abscisic acid-activated signaling pathway; defense response. The transcript has 2 exons. Lineage: Eukaryota; Viridiplantae; Streptophyta; Magnoliopsida; Myrtales; Myrtaceae.
AUGCUGGGCACCGCCUUUGAGAAGAUCAGCUACGAGGUGAAGAUCACCGCAUCGCCCGACGGAGGCUCGGUGUUGAAGAGCACAAGCAAGUACUUCACCAUUGGCGAGGUGAAUAUCACCGAGGAGGAGAUCAAGGCCGGGAAAGAGAAGGCGGACACGAUGGUUAAGGCCAUCGAGGCUUCUGUCGUGGCAAACCCUGAUGCCUGUCGAGCCGAUCUCAUCGCUAUCUUUUAUUGUUCAUGCAGUCAGUACAAGACAGUGAAGCACAAGGUCGAGGCCCUGGACAAGAACUUCACCUACAGCUACUCGAUCAUGGAGGGGGACGCACUGGGCACCACCCUUGAGAAGAUCAGAUACGAGGUGCAGAUCACCGCAUCGCCCGAGGGAGGCUCGGUGUGCAAGAGCACGAGCAAGUACUUCACCAUUGGCGAGGCGGACAUAACUGAGGAGAAGAUCAAGGCUGGGAAAGAGAAGGCGUCCGCGAUGUUCAAGGCCAUCGAGGCUUAUCUCUUGGCAAACCCUGAUGCCUAUCGAGCCGAUCUCAUCGCUAUCUUGUCUUGUUCACGGUACUGUAUUAAAUAUAUCUGGUUGUGGUAA